UUUGCUGACAUGAUACCGAAAGACACGCUCGAGGAGAGUACUCAGGACGACCGUUGGGUUUGCCCAGUAGCGCAUUUGGCGUGCUGAGACCAUGGCGCGCUCACUGCUACUGGUGACUCUUCUGAUCGCGGCUUCUAUCCACAUUUUCGCAGACAAUGAAGUCCCACGGCUGAGCAGCUUUCGCAAAGACCAUAUCCGAUUUUACUUUUUCAACAAGGGCAACGCACAUCUGGAUAAGGGAUACCAAAUUGGAAAUGAAUUCAACGUGCAGGACAUCUUGGCAUCUGGCUUCCGACCAACCAAUCAGACUAAAGUGAUCAUCCCUGGAUGGUCCAGUGCAGUCAAUAACCCAAUCAUACAACUUCUUAAAAAUGCCUAUUUCGUCUCGGAUGAGCCCAACGUGAUCGUAGUCGACUGGAGCGACCUGAGCUACUUGCCUAUCGGCAAUGUCCAGGCAAUAGGGAAGCGCGCAGCCCAGCUCCUGGACUUCAUGGUUCGAGAGGACCUGCUGCGACUGGAUUGGCUGCACAUCGUCGGCAUGAGCGAGUCCUCGCACAUCGCGGGAGUCACUGGAGAGAGCAUCUCCACGGGCCGCGCCGCGCGUAUCACAGGCCUUGACCCAUCCCGCCCGUUCAUCAACAUGAAGGUGAAGGACGGCCGUCUGUCGGACGACGACGCGGACCUGGUGGACGUGGUGCACACCAACGCCGGCACCCUGGGCGAGCAGGCCGCCGUCGGCCACCUCGACUUCUACGCCAACGGCGGCAAGAAGCAGCCGGGCUGCGACCGGGAGUUCAUCGGGUCUUGUUCGCACGAGCGCGCGGUGCGUCUGUUCGCCGAGUCCAUCAACAGCCCCGACGCGUUCAAGGGGUGGCGGUGCGACGACGAGUGGGCUGCCCUGCACCAGCGCUGCCCCGACAGUGGCGUGGAGGCGACCAUGGGCGAACACCUCAGCUACAGUCAGCAUGGCUCAUACUUCCUGACGACCAACGGGGCAAGCCCGUUCGGCCUGGGUGACUGAGCGAGCGGAGCAAGGACUACGGCGAAGUGCAUCAAUCCCGAUCGAUCCACCUCCAUCCGAAGACGCUGCCGAAAGCCCCUGCGCGAGGCGUGAUGAAGUGUCCCUCGGCUACACUCUACAUUUAGAGUGUACCCCUACAUGAAUUUGUUCAUUUCCUAAAGUUUGAGUUUCAUCGUUUGACAGUUGUAGUGUAUCAUCGUAACGGACUUAUAUGUACUCGGUAUAAUUAAAUGGUUGAGAACAUUCA
Messenger RNA from Thrips palmi, 1268 nucleotides. RefSeq names its product endothelial lipase-like. Gene Ontology annotation, molecular function: lipase activity. Bases 92 to 1021 code for a protein of 309 amino acids. NCBI's taxonomy places the organism in Eukaryota, Metazoa, Arthropoda, Insecta, Thysanoptera, Thripidae. The record is from RefSeq and is a predicted model, not a curated record. The transcript is spliced from 9 exons.